AAAGUAUCAACCAGUUCGACGUAGAUCGGUGGUAUAAAUUCAGAGUACCUAUGGCAUCCAGCAUCAGUGCGGUUUACAAUUCAUAUAAACAACAUGAUGCUGAAGUUACUACCAAUUGUGGUUGUGUUAAUACAUUUGGUCGAAUCGAAUCCACAAUUUGGUGCUUUCGGGAAUUCUGCCGCUGCUGCCGGUGGAUUACUGAAUAAAGCUCCAGGUGUUGGUCAAGCAAGUGGAUUAGCGACGGGAGCAGUCAAUACGGCUGCGAAUGCAGGUGGACGCAUAGCGGAUUCGUUGAAAGGACUGAUUGAAAAUUUCGGUGACUUUAAAACCAUUUUCAAAAAGAAUUACAUCAGUGAAGCCGAAGAGAGACUACGUGGUGAAAUAUUCAAGGCAAAUCUUGCUUUCAUUGGCGAUCACAAUGAACUGUUCAAGCAAGGCAAGCAAACAUUCUCGUUGGCAAUAAACUUCUUCGGCGACUGGACUCAUGACGAAUAUCUCGAAAUUUUGGGAGUCGAUCUAUCACAAGCGCCAGACAAUAGCGUUGAUACAUCAUCGAAGCGUAAAACUCGUGCAGCCAAUUGUGAUUCACCCGACGAAUUAGAUUGGAGGAAAAAGGGAGCCGUCACUCCGGUGAAGAAUCAAAUGAAAUGUGCCUCAUGCUGGGCAUUCGCUGCUGCUGGAGCUCUGGAGUCUCAUUUCUUUAUCAAAAAUCACAAACUUGCCAAUUUCUCCGAACAACAGUUUGUUGAUUGUUCGAUUAGCGAAGGAAAGGGUUGCAAGAAGGGUUUCAUGAACACGGCCUUCGAAUACAGCACAAAGAAUGGUCUUAUCACAGACGACAAAUAUCCAUACAAAGGCGCCGAAAACGGAAAGUCCAACAGCUGCAACAAAUUCCCCAGUAAGUUGAAGAUCCAACGAUACGAAACGAUUCCAAAGGGUAACGAGGAGGAGCUCAGAGAUGCUGUAUGUCGUUUUGGACCAGUAUCUGUUGCUCUGGAUGCAUCAUCCGAAAAGUUUAUGCAUUACAACAGUGGAAUCUAUCGGAAUUCGGAGUGCAGCACCACUAAGACUACCCAUGGCGCUUUAGUGGUUGGCUACGGUUUCGACGAAAACACCGAAGAGGCUUUUUGGAUUCUUAAGAACUCGUACAGUGAUACAUGGGGCGAAGACGGAUAUGUUCGCAUUCCACGAGACUUCAACAACCAUUGCGGCAUCGCUAACUUGGCUUCUUAUCCGAUUGUUUAGGACUUGAAUUUUGUUUUACUUUUGCACUAACAAUGUAGCCUGUCAGAAUGAUAGGUUUUUCUUUGUUAAUAAAAGCACCAUGCAGACGUUUUUAACGCACAGUAU
Bradysia coprophila is the source of this 1350-nucleotide messenger RNA. RefSeq names its product cathepsin L-like peptidase. NCBI's taxonomy places the organism in Eukaryota, Metazoa, Arthropoda, Insecta, Diptera, Sciaridae. Gene Ontology annotation, molecular function: cysteine-type peptidase activity. Gene Ontology annotation, biological process: proteolysis. The record is from RefSeq and is a predicted model, not a curated record.